Messenger RNA from Prorocentrum cordatum, 747 nucleotides. The record is from the annotation of a GenBank genome assembly. Lineage: Eukaryota; Dinophyceae; Prorocentrales; Prorocentraceae.
GUGUCCCUCGCCGGUAUCGAGUAUGUCGCCGCCGCCAAGAGGAGGCCGGAGACCGCUCGCAUGCUCGCGCGGCUCGGCCCCAGCUGGACCGAGAUCGAGAGGCUCCUGGGCGUGUUACCGCCCAUGGCCAAGGUCGUCCGGGAUGGCCGCUCCUCUGUCGACGAGGGGAGCUUCGUCUCCGCUCGGAGUUCUGGCAGGCCGCAGGAGGCCGCGCCCGCCGCGGAGGCCGCGCCCGGGCCGGCGGGCGCCGCCGCGCCGUGCCAGGCCGAGGAGAAGGACGCCCCGCCCUCUCGGAGCGUGCCAGUCCUGCCGAGCUGGCUCGCGCCGGCGGACCUUGUUCGCGGGCUCGCCGACGCAGCCGAGCCGCGCCCAGAGGCGGGCGCCGCGUGCUCGGCGAAGGGGGAGGCGGCGCCGCUGGAGGCCCGCGAGGCGCUCGUCCCCGGGUUCUCCGGGGAGAUGGACCUUUCGCUGUCUCCCCUCGCGAAGCGAAGGGCCAAGCAGGUGGCGGCCAGGUCGUGCAAGUUCUCUCGGCUGCCACCGCCCAUGUCCACGUCCUCCGCGGACGAGGAGGUGCUGGCCGAGAGGCGCUGCCGCAGCCCUCCGCGCAGGGCAGACGACGCCGACGGCGGGGUGCCGCCGGCCGCCGGGGCCGCAUCGGGGCCGCCAGGCGGCGCCGACGGACGCCCGCCCGCGCGCGAAGGCGACGACGGCGGGCCCCGAGGCGGCGCGGCGGGCGCCGGCCAGUGA